AUGGCCGAGAAGAACCCCUCGAACGAGCAGAACUUCCCACCUCCCCCUCCUGGCCCCCCACCUGGGCACAACGGCCUCGCGAUGCACCCGAAUGAGCAGCCUCUCCCAGACUCCAACUCCGAGCUCUACGACAACAAUCCUUCUACCCACUCCGAUGCCAAGGCUCAUGGUCAGACCCAGGCUCAGCAUGAGACCGAGACCCAACAGACUGCCCACCAAGUCCCUCCGCCCGACAGUGAUGGAGCUCCCAAGAAGGCCGGAUGGGGCCAGCGCCUGAGUGCAUGGGGCGGCAAGGCUGCAACGCCCUUUAACAUGCUUGCAAACAAGCUUGGGUCGGAGAGCUUCCUGCCAGACACUAUGGACAAGGAGUGUGAGAAGGCAGCGAGGAUCUUGAAGAGCUUCUGCAAGGAUGGUAUCUAUACCGACGCACAAGCUCCCGAGACCGUCGAGGCGCCAACCACAGACGCCGACGGCAAGCCCACCACCGCCGUGGCGAAACCCAAGAAGAACCGCACCCUCUUGACCAUCCCCUCCAAAGUGAUCAAUCGUGCUGUGGGCUUGGCCAUUUUCACAACUGCCCGCGCUGGGUUCCACGUCUCAGGCGCCACAGGCUCGGGUGUAAUCGUCGCCCGUCUUCCUGAUGGUAGCUGGUCGCCUCCCUCGGGCAUCCAGGUCCACAGCGUCGGUGCUGGCUUCAUGAUUGGCCUCGAUAUCUACGACUGCGUCGUCGUUAUCAACACGAGAGAGGCCUUGGAGGCCUUCACAAAGACCAGAAUGUCCCUGGGCUCUGACUUGGCUGUCGUGGCCGGUCCGUGGGGCGCAGGCGGCAGCGUCGACUUCGCUGCUCCUCAGUCACAGAAGGGCAAGGGCAAGGCCGCUGCUGGAAGCCCAGAUGCUACGAAGGACGCAGAAGGCAAGCCGGCCAGCCCAAUCCCGGCCGCGAGUGAGAAGCAUCCCGACAACGCGGACACUGUCCCUACGGUGAACGAGCCGACCACAGACAAGGCAGGUGCCGAGACACCAGAACGCCCCCAGGCUGGCAAGGAGCGCAAGCCCUCUGGCCUCAAGCAGGCUAUCAAGCAGCCGACCUACUCCUACGUCAAGUCGCGGGGCUUCUACGCUGGCGUUCAGGUGGACGGCACAAUCGUGACCGAGCGCAAGGACGCCAAUGCCGCAUUCUAUGGUGAGCCCGUCGGCGUGCAGAACAUCCUCAAGGGCGAGGCACCCCUGGUUCCCGGCAAGGAGAACUGGGUGAACACUGUCAAGCCCCUCUUUGACACAAUCAAGGGCGCCGAGGGCUGGAGGGCCCAGCAGAGCGGCGGCGAAGGCCAACAAUGGGCAAACCAGCAGGGACCGUCAGACACCUAUGGCCACGGCAACGCGCCUCAAGGCUACCCCACCGGCUUCGACCCCGUCUUCUCCGGCGCGGGUGAGAACCCACCGGCCAAGCCACCCCGCCCGGGUGUGUCGGGCGUCACCGAGGGCAUGCACGGGCUCGGGCUCGGCGGCUCCUCGCCUGCAGGGCCCCCGGGUGGGUCCACAACCACCGGCGCCGCCGACCCGCCAUACGCAGAAAACAAGACACCGGCGGCGCGCUCCAAGGCUGCCGAGGCCGCUGCCGAGGCGGAGGCAGCCCGUGAGCAGGAACUGCGGGAGAGGAGGGAGCUGGAGUCAUCGCAGCAGAGGCCGGUGUCGAUGGCACCGCCGUACACGGAGACGGCCGGGCCCGGCGAGGCGUCGCACGGGGCCGCGGACGAGGAGCUGCCGCCGGCGUACGCGGACGACGGUGUGGCUCGGCCGGGUGUUGGAGACACGAAACACCCCGGCGGACCGACGUCGUGA
Messenger RNA from Diaporthe amygdali, 1842 nucleotides. RefSeq lists its product as uncharacterized. The coding region runs from base 1 to 1842 and encodes 613 amino acids. The transcript has 2 exons. The record is from RefSeq and is a predicted model, not a curated record. NCBI's taxonomy places the organism in Eukaryota, Fungi, Ascomycota, Sordariomycetes, Diaporthales, Diaporthaceae. Gene Ontology annotation, molecular function: phosphatidylinositol binding.